This is a messenger RNA of Cannabis sativa, 2192 nucleotides long. Its product is annotated as O-fucosyltransferase 38. The record is from RefSeq and is a predicted model, not a curated record. Gene Ontology annotation, cellular component: cytoplasm; nucleus. Bases 127 to 1680 code for a protein of 517 amino acids. NCBI's taxonomy places the organism in Eukaryota, Viridiplantae, Streptophyta, Magnoliopsida, Rosales, Cannabaceae. The transcript is spliced from 11 exons.
AGAUGAGCCCUUUCGCAGGUAAUUAUAGUCUCCCUCCCCACACUCCAAUGCAGUAUUUUAAUAUGGGAAAAUAGAAUUCGAUUAUGAAAGAAAUGAAAUGGCGAGAGAUCUGUAGCAGCAUCUGAAAUGGUUAACAGAGGCUCUUCUUCCCACUACAGAACCUCCUUAACUGGUAGAUUCCUCUCAAGAAAAUCAACCCCUUUUGCCAUUACUUUUCAAAUUUUCUCCAUAUUUGCAUUCUCCAUUUUCGUCUUCUUCGUUUAUACAAGAAAUUCCUUGGAAGAUGAACACGUACAGCCUUUUUUGAACAAAAAUUCUCAAUCCCAUCAGGAUAAGACGGCUGAUUUGCCAACUCAUGGCAAGUCAGAUGAGCAACUUUGGAAUGCUCCAUUUAAUUAUAAUUUGCAUCCGUGUAUCAAGCCAACUGCUAAGUAUAAAGCGGCUGUAGGUUCAGAACGCUACAUAACUGUGAGAAGUAAUGGAGGACUGAAUCAGAUGCGCACUGGUAUAUCAGACAUGGUGGCUGUGGCACGCAUUAUGAAUGCAACUUUAGUCAUUCCUCAGCUGGAUAAACGGUCAUUCUGGCAUGAUUCGAGUGUGUUUUCAGAUAUAUUUGAUGAACUUCAUUUUAUUGAAACCUUAAAAAAAGAUAUUCGGAUAGUUAAGCAGCUCCCUAAAGAACUGGAAACAGCUCCUCGAGCUCGGAAGCAUUUCACCUCCUGGUCAAGUGUUGGUUACUAUGAAGACAUGACACAGCUCUGGAAAGACUAUCAGGUUCUUCAUGUUGCAAAGUCAGAUUCUCGCCUUGCAAACAAUGAUUUACCUCUGGAUAUUCAAAGGUUGAGGUGUCGAGCUCUAUAUCAAGCUCUCCGCUUUGCUCCCCCAAUAGAGAACCUAGGAAAGAAGCUGGUGGAGCGGCUCAGAUCGCGGGGAGAGAGAUACAUUGCUCUACAUCUGAGAUAUGAGAAAGACAUGUUAUCCUUCACUGGAUGUACGUAUGGUUUAAUUGAUGCUGAAUCCGAAGAGCUCAGAAUAAUGAGGGAAAACACAAACCACUGGAAAGUGAAAAGGAUAAACUCAACUGAGCAAAGAGCAGGAGGCUAUUGUCCAUUAACUCCCAAGGAGGUGGGGAUAUUUCUUCGAGCUCUUGGCUAUCCGCCAUCAACACUAAUUUAUAUUGCUGCUGGGGAAAUCUAUGGGGGUGAUACUCAUCUUUUGGAGCUCAAAUCUCGUUUUCCGAACAUAGUUUUCAAGGAAACACUUGCUACUCAGAAAGAGUUGAAAGCAUUUGCUAACCACGCAUCUCAGAGUGCUGCUCUUGAUUACAUUAUUUCUAUAGAAAGUGAUGUGUUUGUUCCAUCAUACUCUGGUAACAUGGCAAGAGCUGUUGAGGGGCAUCGCAGAUUCUUAGGGUACCGCAAGACAAUAUCCCCCGAUAGGAAAGGACUGGUUGAAGUUUUUGACAUGCUGGAAAGCGGACAGCUGAGAGAAACCGCAUUGUCUCAAAUUGUGCAGCGAAUGCAUGAAAACAGGCAAGGAGCUCCAAGGAAAAGAAAAGGUCCACUGCCAGGAAUCAGAGGGCGAGGGCGGUUCAGAACUGAAGAAUCUUUCUAUGAAAAUCCAUACCCCGAGUGUAUAUGUACUUCAAAAAGGCAUUUUCAAUCACAAAUGUACAGCUAAAAUGUGUUCAUUAUUAAAGUGACUCAGUGUAAAACAUUGUCCGAAUGAUGGUUUUUUGACAAAAACCAGCUAGACCUUAUGAGAAUGUGAAAGAAUUGCAUACUAAAAUAAACCUCAUGAGGAAGACACAAGCUAAGCCUUAUGAGGUUUAUUUUGGUUGUAACAUAAAACCUCGAAGGGCGACUCAAACAUUAUGAGGUUUAGUAUGAAGUUAAGUUGCCUCAAGUCUUACCGACCAUCUGGUGAAAUCUCCCAUACCAGAGAAGUUAACAUAGCAGAUUACCUCUCAAGUAGCUACUUAAAAGUUACAGUUUCUUGAUUUGAAGAUCUUUCAUAUAAAUUUCAUUUGAAUUUGACCAUUAAUUUGCUUCUGGUUUGGGUGCAUAGGCUUUGUUUGGGAUUUUUUUUCUUCUUUACUUUUGCUUUUAUGGAAGUGUACAAGAGUAAAAACAAUUGCUGCCAUACUCUUUUGACAUGAGUUUCUUGGUUCGCUAUGGGGGUUUUUGUUUACA